Botrytis cinerea B05.10 is the source of this 1253-nucleotide messenger RNA. RefSeq lists its product as hypothetical. The coding region runs from base 261 to 1088 and encodes 275 amino acids. Lineage: Eukaryota; Fungi; Ascomycota; Leotiomycetes; Helotiales; Sclerotiniaceae. The record is from RefSeq and is a predicted model, not a curated record. The transcript has a single exon.
GGGUAUAUAGAUAAGGGGAUAGUCGUCGCACUUUGUAAAAGCUCCUUGAGGAUUGUAGUAUUGUGCAUUCGUUUGGACGUUGUAACGAGCGCUCAUUCAUUCUCGGGAGACGAAAAUUCAUUCAUUCAUUCAUAUUAUUUCUGAAGUCCAGAAAUUAAGCAAAGAAAUGAAUAAUUAAUCUCAUAAUCAAUUAAUCCUCAAAUCACAAUAUCAAGAGUUAAAACUUUCCAACCCUGCACCCCCCACACUCAAAGAAUUCCAUGAAAUUCGAGUCUCGAUUCUCCCACACCGCCGUGGCCCCUUCCACCGGCGCCCGCAUCCUCUGUAUAGACGACUACAACGACGGCCGCGGCGUCUUCGUGCAAGCCUACCUUGAAUGUCUACGUCUCUGGCAAGCCAACUGUUCCUCAGACCGCCGCUGGAUAUUCAAAGACAUCUCAUCCGCGGGACUCUAUCUAGCCACCGACUUUAGCAAAAACCAUCGUUCUCUCUUCCGACAUGAGCUCCGCAGUCCCAAACAAGAAGAUAGAAGCAACAGUUCUCUGCAUGCAUUUCAACAAUUCAAAGCGUGUGAUAGUUCAGAAAAGCGCGCCAUCUUAGCGCGCGUGGGAACGAGAGAGAUGAGGGGAAUCAAUCGUGAGGAUUUCGGGACCAAGGAUAUGAUAAUUUGUUUUGAUCAUGGGGAUAUGGAGAUCUUGGGUUCGUUGCGUGAUGAAGCGGAGCGGGAAACACGCGAGUCUCAGAAAGCGAAGAUUCAUUAUAUACCGCUUGGGAAGGGAUGGGAAUAUGAUUUAGAUGCAUUUGCGUGGGCAAGAAAAAAUGUUCGACAGUGGGCGACUAAACACUUGAGAUUUAGAGAGCCAGAUGAGUUGAUUAGGAAUGGAAGUUGGAGAACGAUGCAGGUGGUGAUUAAUGAGUAUGUGUGGGUAGCUUUGGUGAAGGACCACGAGAGGAGAUUGAGGAAGAUUGCGGAGAGAACGGAAUGUACUUUUCAUUUUGGCAGAAGUGAUUAUGGGAAGGUGGUUAGUGUUACUGGGGGGGAAAGAGAGAUUGAAGUUGCGGCAAGGAUGAUUUUGGAGAGCUUCUAAGCUAUCGAGUUUCUUUCUGAGCAGUGCUCUUAUUUUCAUCUUUUCUCUUACAAAGCUUUUGACUCAGGUUUUCGGGAUUAACGAUACCAUGAUACAGAUCACAUUAUAUAAAGAUUUAGACUAGACUUGUGCUCAUACCACUGGGUACGAAUCUUGCGAUUCGGA